Maylandia zebra (zebra mbuna) is the source of this 6770-nucleotide messenger RNA. RefSeq names its product transducin-like enhancer protein 4. NCBI's taxonomy places the organism in Eukaryota, Metazoa, Chordata, Actinopteri, Cichliformes, Cichlidae. Gene Ontology annotation, molecular function: protein binding; transcription corepressor activity. Gene Ontology annotation, cellular component: nucleus; transcription regulator complex. Gene Ontology annotation, biological process: negative regulation of canonical Wnt signaling pathway; regulation of DNA-templated transcription. The record is from RefSeq and is a predicted model, not a curated record.
AGAGGUGGUCGGUCGGCGGGUGCUGAAUGAGGAUGCAAACCUUUAACGGAGACUGUAGGAAAUAAACCAAUGAACGCGUGACAACGGGACGCUGUGGAGAAGCGUACUCGCAGACAAGUAGGGUCAUGGUGUGCGAGAUUUUAAUGUUUUCUGUGAGAAAUCUGAGAAGAUAGAGGAUUUGUUGUUAGUUCAGAAGGAGAGCGUUAAGCGCUUAGAAUAAGGUGCUGAAGAUUUUGGAAAAGACUGAGAAAAUUUUUGCUUUUAUUAUUACGCUGAAUGGACUUUUGAAUUACUGUCUUGCUGUCUCUGGUCAGCCAAAGGUCCGAGGAUGUCUCCACUCUUCGCGGAACCUGCAUUUAGCCCGCAAACCAGCCACUGACUGACUUUUUACGCACGGAGAAAGCUCGGUUCUCACACACUUUGUUUUCGUGUUUUUCUGGAUGAACAUUGCAAUACAUUUUCAAUGAUUCGAGAUCUGAGCAAGAUGUACCCCCCGGCGCGGCAUCCGCCGGGACAGCCGUUCAAGUUCACUGUCACCGAGUCCUGCGACCGGAUCAAGGAGGAGUUCCAGUUCCUGCAGGCGCAGUAUCACAGUCUGAAAUUGGAAUGUGAGAAACUGGCCAGUGAGAAAACUGAGAUGCAGAGGCACUAUGUCAUGUACUACGAAAUGUCAUACGGGCUGAACAUCGAGAUGCACAAGCAGGCGGAGAUCGUUAAACGGCUGAACGCAAUCUGCGCCCAAGUCAUCCCCUUCCUCUCUCAAGAGCAUCAGCAGCAGGUGGUGCAGGCAGUAGAGAGGGCCAAGCAGGUCACCAUGGCUGAACUCAACGCCAUCAUAGGACAGCAGCAACUCCAGGCUCAGCACCUCUCUCAUGGCCAUGCCAUCCCUGUCCCACUAACACCCCACCCAGCGGGCCUUCAGCCCCCUCUGCCUCCUGGGGCCAGUACUGCCAGCCUGCUGGCUCUGUCCUCUGCCCUGAGUCACCAGCUGCCACUCAAAGAUGAGAGGAAGCAUCACGAUAACAACAGCGAACACACACGAGACAGAGACUCAGUCAAGAGCUCAUCUGUCUCUCCAUCAGCCAAUUUUCGAACUGGAGAGAAGCAUCGAAGUUCAAGCGAUUAUUCCUCUGACAGCAAAAAACAGAAGACAGAUGAUAAGGAGCUGACCUCCACACGCUAUGAAAGUGAUGGAGAAAAGAGUGAUGACAACUUGGUUGUCGACGUCUCCAACGAGGAUCCAGUGUCUCCCCGAGGAAGUCCUGCACACUCUCCUCGGGAGAAUGGGUUGGACAAAAGUCGCCUGUUGAAGAAAGACCCACCACUGAGCCCUUCCUCAAUUGCUUCUUCCAGCAGCACACCUUCCUCCAAGUCUAAAGAUAUUAAUAUGAAUGAGAAGUCAACAACUCCCGUGUCCAAGUCCAGCACUCCCACAUCCCGCUCUGAAGCCCCCACACCCAGCAGUGCCUCCACCACAGGCCUGAGGUCUGCACCCAGUAAAUCAUCAGGAGUUGAGGCACUGACUCCUGGUCUUCGCACACCCCUGGCAGUGCCCUGCUCGUACCCUGGCCCAUUCGGAAUGGUUCCUCACCCUGGUAUGAAUGGAGAGCUGAGUGGAACAGGAGCAGCCUACACUGGCUUGCAUAACAUUUCCCCACAGAUGAGUGCAGUGGCCGCGGCCGCUGUGGCAGCCUACGGACGCACACAAGUGGUAGGAUUUGAUCCUCACCACCACAUACGUGUUCCUGGACUUCCUCCUAACUUGUCGGGCAUUCCUGGUGGAAAACCAGCUUAUUCCUUUCAUGUGAGCGCUGACGGACAAAUGCAGCCUGUGCCUUUUCCUCCGGAUGCACUGAUCGGCCCUGGUAUCCCGCGCCAUGCUAGACAGAUCAAUACUCUCACCCACGGGGAGGUGGUGUGUGCCGUUACCAUCAGUAACCCUACACGUCACGUUUAUACCGGCGGCAAGGGCUGUGUCAAGGUGUGGGAUAUCAGUCACCCGGGCAACAAGACCCCUGUUUCCCAGCUGGACUGCCUUAACAGGGAUAACUAUAUUCGAUCCUGUCGGCUACUUCCUGAUGGACGAACUCUUAUCGUUGGGGGAGAAGCGAGUACUUUAUCAAUCUGGGAUUUGGCUACACCGACUCCUCGGAUCAAAGCGGAAUUAACUUCGUCUGCACCUGCAUGUUAUGCUCUGGCCAUCAGCCCGGAUUCCAAAGUCUGCUUUUCCUGCUGCUCUGAUGGAAACAUUGCCGUCUGGGAUCUUAACAACCAGACUCUGGUUAGGCAGUUCCAGGGCCACACAGAUGGAGCCAGCUGCAUAGACAUUUCUAAUGAUGGGACCAAGCUUUGGACCGGAGGUCUGGAUAACACUGUCCGGUCCUGGGACCUGAGAGAGGGACGCCAGCUGCAACAGCACGACUUCACCUCUCAGAUCUUCUCACUGGGAUACUGUCCAACGGGAGAGUGGCUGGCAGUUGGGAUGGAGAACAGUAAUGUGGAGGUGUUGCAUGUCACCAAACCUGACAAAUACCAGCUCCACCUGCAUGAAAGCUGUGUGCUGUCACUCAGAUUUGCGCACUGUGGGAAGUGGUUUGUAAGUACAGGAAAAGACAAUCUGCUAAAUGCAUGGAGAACCCCAUAUGGAGCCAGCAUAUUCCAGUCAAAAGAAUCAUCCUCUGUGCUGAGCUGUGACAUCUCCAUUGAUGAUAAGUACAUUGUGACGGGAUCAGGAGAUAAGAAGGCAACUGUCUAUGAGGAUAAACCUAAAAGGAACAAACCAAACAUUUUCUUGGACCAUGACUUCCUGACCUUCUGGCUAGUCGAGGAUCAAAACCAACAAGCGGACCCAAGCACAGAUCUUUUUUUUUUUCCUUUUGACUUUGUGUUAUUGUGAGGAUGAGUGAAUGCUGUUGGGCUGUUAACAUUCCUUUAUGUUACCUUUCACUUAAGCCUCUUAUAUCAUUUUUCUUUUUUCAGUGUGUAGACUGUAAAACAAGCAUGACUGUUCACAUACAUACUAAUCUGCCUGUGUACUUUAUACAUACAUGGAGGCUAAAAUGUAUGCAAACUAGGUGGCAGAUCAGAGCCGUAGUGCUUCUGGGCUACUCUGGAAUAUCAACAGCCAACCUGCACACAACUAAUGCUGAUGGUGUAAAUAAAGGGGCAACAAUUUGGUUACUUUUUUGCCAUUUAUAUUGCCAUGUGUUUUGAGUCUGCAGCUGAGCUUUCUUCCCAUUUUGACAUCCCCUCAUUAUUUCUGUGCUUAACUGCAUCCUGCAGAUGUGUCGCCUUAAUUGUGACGAUGGCACAUUCAUCCAAAGGGUGCAGGACACACAAAAAUAUAGCACUUGCGCACAUGUGAAUGGGUUUUUCAAGCAAAUAUAUCAGAGGCUCCGUUUUUUAAAUGGUAUCGAAAUGUGAGACAGUAUAUUCAUCUUUAAUUGGUUAGUUAUGGCUUGAAUUCAUGUACAGUGUGUUAUUUCAACACACUGAUUUUUCCUUCUUUGGGCUAUGAAUAUAUACACCUUUUUAUUUUUAUUUUAAAUAACAGUAAGAAAAAGCUUCCACCUGUGAAAAACAUCAACAAAUUUCAUAACAAUCUAUCUAAAAAGGUUGUGUCAGACCCGCUUAAAAUAGUAUUGUCCAUCAAGAAUUAGUUUAGAAUAGUUUCUUAUUAAACAUGUUCAUAUAUUCAGUUUUUUUUAGAGAUAAGAUCAAUAAGACUUUCUGAAUGCUAGAUGCAGCCAGGAGGACUUAAGCCUGGCUCAGAUUAGUAUGGAUACUCAACUAUGCCUACUACAAGAUAUCUGGUCAUUGCUGUGAGAUUUUCAGGCAACAAGGAUUUACACCUAAAAAUAUCUGAUAAAGGAACACUGCAUAUGAAUAUGCAAAAUUUGGAGACAAGGGAUGAUAUUUCAGGUACCACAAGCUUUCCGGUUACCAUGUGUAGUUAGAAUUGAUCUAUUACUCUGAGGAGACACUGGUUGCAUAUACAUAAAAGUAUCCUAUUAAAUACAAUUUAGAAACUACUAGCUGUAGUCUAAUGAGAUAAUGAUCAUGGUUUUUGUUUUCAUUGUAUUUAUUAGCUUCAUUUGUAAUUAAUGGCUAUACUGGAUGGUCCAAACUGUUGGCUAUUGUUCCAUCAGGUGAUAAAUGAAAGGGUUCCUAGACUAACAGAGUGUAGUGCUGAUCUUCUAAUCCAUUCAUUCCCAAACUUAAAAAUGUUGCCAAACGAUUUGAAAUCUUAAAAUUUUGUGCGACCAGCCAAAAACAAUAAUCACAGCUCUCAUCAACACAUUUUCCCAACAACGAUGAGUUAGAAAAUACACAAAACAUAGGUAGAAUAAGCCAGUAACUUAAUUCAUCAGCUUGACUUUAUGAGUAUAUAUAUGAGUUCUGGUUAUGUUUUAAAAUGUAAAUAUAUAAACAUAAAAUAUGAUCAUAAAUACUGUUUGGGGGCGUUUGAUUUAGGGCAGGCAAGCCCUUUCAAGACCCAAUUGAAAUACCUUUGAAGGCCACAAGGAGGCAGCCACAAACGCUUUGGGAAAUCACAGCUCUGAUCAAAAUCUUUGCCAAAAAAAAAAGAAAAAGAAGAACUGUUCCUUUAAAUACCGUUGUUUGUUUACCUACAGCAUCAUUUUCUACCUGUGUUCCUGAAUUUGUUCUUGUAGUUCAGCUUCUGAGUGAAGUAAGAGCUGUUUGUGUGUGCGCGGGUGUGUGUGUGUUGUAUUUAUUUCUGUAUUUUCGACUCUGUGGGCACUGAACAAACUAACAGAAUUGCCCUCAAUGCCCUCUCUACUGACUGACUUUUGCACUGUCUCUGUCCCUUAGCUCGGACUUCUCUGGAUGCUCGCUGGCUUCCUACUGAUAGAUUUCAGUAAAACAGAUUUAUUGGUGUUUGGAGGUCAGUCACUCCAGCCUGGAUUUUCUGUUAAAACCUUUGGGAAAAACAAGUGGUCAGCGAUGUGGUCUUGAUUUGUCUUGGAUUUACGUCUGUUGGCUUGUAAAAAUAACACAGUGCCUUUACGCUAUACUUCUGCCCUCCUUUUGUCCUGCUGCGUUCAGUUACAUACGCAGAACUGAAAUGUGUCUCCUCUGUUGGAAGUGUUUUUGAGUGUCUUGGAACAUUUAAGGAUCCUUUUUAAUUACAAGGAUCAUUUAUCAACAGUACUGCUGAAAUGAUCACAAAUUUCCAGAACCAAACUUUAUUUCAAACACUUGGAACACACUAUUGACCAGUGGAGUUAACCAGAAAAAAUAACUAUUGGAGUUAAAAAGUGUUUAUUCUUUGAUAUUUGUUGCUGUUUUUAAGCUUUAAAAACUUGUUUGUUGCUUGUAAUUCAUUUGUGUUAUUACAUAGUUAUAACAUCAGUCCCACAUCACAUUAAUCUACAGGAAUGUAAACACAACACAAUAAGUUACUAGCACAGAUUUAUGUCACCAAGAUUCUAACCUAUAAUCAUCCAAUCAGGAUGGAUGCCAGCUUAUCCUAAACAGGCAUUUUAAACUUUCUUACUAAACCGAACUAUCAGGAGGCAUAUGUUAAACAGUAAUAAUUUUAAAUUGAGUGCCUAAACCCAAUCUCUUGGUUUAGCUACUGCCAGUAACUUUUGUUAGGUUAGUUUAGUUUGAUAUGAGAUUUUUAGUACUUUGGAGUAAUUUGGCAACAAGAAAGACUGAUAUAGACUUGCUUUGUGGAUGUACUAGUAGUGCCUGUCAGAAUGAAUUUGAAGACUAUGAAUGAAACUGUUCUUAUAUUACUCAGAUCCAUCCUGUACUAUUGCUGAAUUCAUCUAUUUCCUUUUGAGGUAAAUGACAUGUUGCCAGCAACGUAUUUCUGUAACUCAUUGUUUACGCUUUUUGCUCUCAUUUCAUGAAAUGGGAGGGGGGAAAAAAAGAAAUGUGACCACAUUUUUUUAACUACUGUAAAUGACUGCUUUACUUUGAAAAUUGAUAAAGCACUCAUGCUUAGUGUUAACCUGCCUGAGAUCUACCUACCUAUCUUAUUUUAAUAAGGUCUUGAUUAGGGAUGUACUGAUAUAUCGGCAGAUUGUUUUAGGAAAAGAAAAGUUUAAAUUAAAUACAUUAUAUAGAAGCAUGUUGGCUAUGUGGCAGAUUGAAAGAAAGCCUUGUAAUAAAUGCACUGAUCUGAAUACAAAAAGACAUUUUACAGUAUGGUAUGUUGAGCUGACUGGAUUUCAUACAGGAGAGACUGUAUUGAAAAUAAUUUACUGUUAUGGCUGUUUUUUGUUUGUUUUUUUACACAGACACUGUACAUUUCGAAGGUGGUUAUAAAUAUGUUUUUUCACAUUCCUGUUUGCUAAAUUCAGCUAUGCUUUCUGAUCAAAAUGACGAUUCAUUCACUUUGCUGUCUUGAGUGCUCUUUUGCGCUUUCUGCUCUUGAAUGAAUAAAAUCUGGUGUCACCUCCUUGUACUAUCUUCAGUCUUCAUCUAGAUAAAACAUUAAAAAGGAAAAAAAAGGAAAUGCUCUUUGGUUGUAGUCGCUGUCAUGUCAAGAGUCAAAUCUGAAUGUUACUCAUCUUAUCUGACUGCUACAUGUUAGAAGGCUAACAAGAUCUGGCACAGAAAUGUUGUUAAACAGUAAUGAUGUGUAGAGCAUUUAGCUUGACUGGCUAUAACUUUACUGUAAACAUGUAAUUAUUCAAGCUUACAGCAGAAACUUCCUGUUACUAGUUGAGCUUUUUUCAUUCGAUACAAAAUGCCUUUGCUCUCUUUUUUCUAGUCUGUGCUUGAAUUUAUUAAAUUAC